Limulus polyphemus (Atlantic horseshoe crab) is the source of this 4678-nucleotide messenger RNA. It is a transcript of the gene Su(var)3-3, whose product is annotated as lysine-specific histone demethylase 1A-like. Gene Ontology annotation, cellular component: nucleus. NCBI's taxonomy places the organism in Eukaryota, Metazoa, Arthropoda, Merostomata, Xiphosura, Limulidae. The transcript has 16 exons. Gene Ontology annotation, biological process: regulation of DNA-templated transcription. The record is from RefSeq and is a predicted model, not a curated record. Gene Ontology annotation, molecular function: protein binding; flavin adenine dinucleotide binding; oxidoreductase activity.
ACAGUCUUGAAGAACAAAAACGGCGAAGAAACCAAAAAGUGUUUAACCCUCGUGUUGAUUUAACGUCUACUUCAGGUCUUUAAAUUCUUUGUAACUUUCAACCUAUAUAGGUUUGUAAGAGAAACUAGGAAAGAUGAGUAACGUCAGUGUUUCUAUUAUGGCGGGGAACAGUGAGUCUGAGCGUAAGCGUUUUAUUGCUGCAUCAGAUAACAAUGAAACUCAUCAGCCGAGUGUGAGUGUGACAGAAAGAAGUGAACAAGGCCAGGAGAAGCCGCCGUCAAACGUACCAGUUUCGUCAGCUGGUAGUGGUGAUGAACAAACUAGACGUUCGAGUAGACGAAAGAAACCGCGGGUAAAUGUUGAAUACAAAGAAAAUGAAGAAAAAGCCUCCAACAUAUCAGAAGAAGAGUAUGUUUCUGAUGAAGAAUCUAAGGUCAAGCAGGAAAAGCAGAGUGUCGUUGCUCCUGUCAAGGCUCCAGAAGAAGAAGAGGAAGUUGAUAGUGAGCAUGAUGAUCCAACAGGCCUAGAAGGUGCUGCUUUUCAGAGUCGUCUUCCAUUUGACAAAAUGACAGCACAAGAGGCAGCAUGCUUUCCUGAUAUCGCUCAAGGUCCUCCUCAGACUCAGAAAGUCUUCUUGCAUGUCAGAAACAGACUGUUACAACUCUGGCUAGAGAACCCAAAGCAGCAGCUUGUCUUUGAGAAUGUACUUCCACAGAUUGAGCCUCCUUACAACAGUGAUGGGCCUAUGGUUAUGAGAAUCCAUGCUUACCUUGAAAGACAUGGCUACAUUAAUUUUGGUGUCUUUGAAAGGCUGAAACCCUUGCCAGUGAAGAAGCAUGGAAAAGUAAUUGUGAUUGGAGCAGGAAUUUCAGGCUUAGCAGCUGCACAGCAGCUUCAACAAUUCGGAAUGGAAGUAAUAGUUUUGGAAUCACGGGAUCGAGUUGGUGGAAGAGUUGCCACAUUUCGAAAAGGAAAUUUUAUAGCUGACCUAGGAGCAAUGGUUGUGACUGGCUUAGGUGGAAAUCCAAUGACUGUAUUGAGUCGACAAAUAAACAUGGAAUUGCACAAAAUUCGUCAGAAGUGCCCAUUGUACGAAUCCAAUGGAAAUACAGUCCCUAAAGACAAGGAUGAAAUGGUAGAAAGAGAGUUUAACAGACUUUUAGAGGCAACAUCCCACUUAUCUCAUCAGUUAGACUUUAAUUAUGUUCAAGGAAAACCAGUGUCUCUUGGACAAGCUUUGGAAUGGGUAAUUAAGUAAGUAUCGUAGAAAAUAGGCUGUGUCUACAAAGUAAAAGGGAAAAAAAAAUCUAUUUUUAUGUUGUACAGAAAAUUUUCCACUAGAAACAUGAGAAGCAUGCUGGAGCUUCGAGAUCAUAUUGAAGAACUACACAAACAGCACAAGAUGAUGUCCGAAUCUCCCAAACAUAGAGAUAUCACUCAGGAAUUUGCUUUACGUAGUACCCUCAGAGAUCUAAAUGCAAGCUGCAAGGAAUGGGAUCAGCUGUCUGAACAACAGAAAGAGAUUGAAGAUAAACUACAGGAGUUGGAAGCAUCCCCACCAAGUGAUGUGUAUUUGUCAUCACGAGACAGGCAAGUACUAGACUGGCAUUUUGCUAAUCUGGAGUUUGCUAAUGCUACACCUCUGAACAACUUGUCACUGAAACACUGGGACCAGGAUGAUGAUUUUGAGUUCACAGGAAGUCAUCUAACAGUACGGAAUGGCUACUCUUGCGUUCCUGUUGCACUGGCUGAAGGACUGGACAUUAAAAUGAACACAGCUGUCAAGCAGAUCCGAUACCUGUCACAAGGGGUUGAAGUCCUUGCUUAUAACACUCGCACGAAUGCUGGACUAAUGAGUUUUAAGGGUGAUGCUGUACUGUGUACCCUACCUUUGGGAGUCCUCAAACAAGCCGUUCAGGGGAACCAGUCAGUACUGAACACAGUUCAGUUUGUUCCGCCACUUCCGGACUGGAAAGUGGCAGCCAUUCAGAGAUUGGGAUUCGGUAACCUUAACAAGGUAGUACUGUGUUUCGAUCGAGUAUUCUGGGAUCCAAAUGCCAACCUCUUCGGACAUGUCGGUAGCACCACGGCCAGUAGAGGAGAAUUGUUUCUUUUUUGGAACCUGUAUCGUGCUCCUGUUCUUCUUGCACUCGUCGCAGGUGAGGCAGCCGCCAUCAUGGAAAAUGUAAGCGAUGACGUCAUCGUUGGCCGUUGUAUCGCUGUUCUGAAAGGCAUUUUUGGAAACAGUGCAGUUCCACAACCCAAGGAGACGGUGGUUACUCGCUGGCGAGCCGAUCCAUGGUCACGUGGUUCUUACACGUACGUCGCAACUGGCUCAUCUGGUAACGACUACGACAUCUUGGCCACACCUGUAACUCCUCCCUCCGUCAUUCCCGGGUCCACCCAAGCCACCUCCAUGCCUCGCCUCUUCUUCGCUGGGGAACACACUAUCCGAAACUACCCAGCCACUGUCCACGGAGCCCUGCUAAGUGGGUUGCGGGAAGCUGGCCGCAUUUCCGACCAGUUCCUCGGUUGUCCGUACGCCUUGCCACGGCAGACGCCCCGGACCGUGUCUACUGUUCAGUGAUUGUCUUAGCAUCAUUAAAUUUGAAUUUACUAGCUGUGUAAGAACCGAUCAUAAACGUUUUCAAGGCUCGUGGUGGCGUUUUAUUCUUAUCGUUAAAGUCAUAGGUCAUCAUCAUCAAUGCUGUAAGGGUCCGAGUAUGUUCAUGGGAAGUUCGGGGAAACCAACAGACUCUUUUAUUAGUUACUAUCUGAAGCUAAUAGUAUUAACCAAUCACUUUUAUAUAUUGCUCUCUGAAGAUAAUUAGUAAUUCAUUACUAUAGACCUUUAAUGGAAUACUGAAGUUGUUACCCACUGUUAUGUUUUAUUUCCUUUUUAAGCCCAGAAUUUAUGUAUGGUAACUGUAUCCAUACACUCGAAGCAUUUAAGCCAACGUGUCUGUCAUGUUAAAAAAUAAAACAUUGCUAUUCGGCCAUAGUUGGAUAUAAAACAUUGGGUCAGUAGUCUGAUAUGAAACAUUUGGACCAGCACGUUUACUUUAACGUGGUAUAAACGAGAUACUAUGUGUUUGUGAAACGAUGCACUGAGUUGUACUAGCACCUGAUGUAGACGGUAUUUCUCGGGUUUAGGGCACUGAGUUGUACUAGCACCUGGUGUAGACGGUAUUUCUCGGGUUUAGGGCACUGAGUUGUACUAGCACCUGGUGUAGACGGUAUUUCUCAGGUUUAGGGCACUGAGUUGUACUAGCACCUGGUGUAGACGGUAUUUCUCGGGUUUAGGCACUGAGUUGUACUAGCACCUGGUGUAGACGGUAUUUCUCAGGUUUAGGGAAUAUGUAGUAAGGUAAAUAAUAUAUUAGUAAGGUAAAUAGUUUUAAAAGUAAGCAGGAAAUAAGAGUAGUUUCACGCUAAGGUGUAAUUUUUUUUACAACAAUUUUUUUUUCGUAGAUAUUAUUUUCGUGUAAAAGAUUUACUAAUAUUAUACUUUCUGUUUUAAUUAUUUCCCCCAAAACUUAAUAUUCCCGCGUAACUGUAUUGAUUUAGUGACCCAGUAGUAACUCUGAAUAUUUCCAUGUAACAGUAGCAAGAGAGUAAGUGAUCCGGUAGUAACUCCGAAUAUUCCCAUGUAACAGUAGCAAGAGAGUGAGUGAUCCGGUAAUAACUCCGAAUAUCCCCAUAUAACAGUAUCAAGAGAAUGAGUGAUCCGGUAGUAACUCCGAAUAUCCACAUAUAACAGUAUCAAGAGAAUGAGUGAUCUGGUAGUACCUCCGAAUAUCCCCAUAUAACAGUAUCAAGAGAAUGAGUGAUCAGGUAGUAACUCCGACUAUUCCCAUGUAACAGUAUCAAGAGAAUGAGUGAUCAGGUAGUAACUCCGACUAUUCCCAUGUAACAGUAUCAAGAGAAUGAGUGAUCCGGUAGUAACUCCGAAUAUCCCCAUAUAACAGUAUCAAGAGAAUGAGUGAUCCGAUAGUAACUCCGACUAUUCCCAUGUAACAGUAUCAAGAGAAUGAGUGAUCCGGUAGUAACUCCGACUAUUCCCAUGUAACAGUAUCAAGAGAAUGACCCAGUAGUAACUAAGAUCGUAAUGUUUAAGUAUAAAUAAAUAAUUCCCGACUCUCUAUGUAAUAACAACAUCAAUAGUUGAAGAAGUUUUAGUGAACAUUUUGGUAAACUUUCUGUGAAUUCAUAUCCAGAUAAUACCGAACUGGUGUGUGUGAUUUAUAGUUGGUGAGAAUAUCACUGUUGUCAUGGUAGCAAGUCGCUAGGAUUUUAAGCGUUUGUUAGUAGGAUUAUAAGAAUCCUCCGAUCCACGAGUCUAGCAUUUCCAAGGUGAGUCUGUGUUUUUUUUUUCUGCCAUAAUUGCUGAUGGCACUGUUAUUUGCUGUUUUUGAACGACCUGGAGCACGUGGAUAACAAUUAUAGAUUUCUUUAACAAAGCGCAAUUCACUCUUCAUUUGUACAACUGUCUGUUCUAGUCUGUCCCAAAACUGUUGGAUCAAGUAUCACUAUUUUCAUUUGUGUUUGAUGUCAAUUUGGGGAUCCUGUAGCCACUGUAUAGAUUGAAUACUGGAAAAAAUAACAAGUGUAGCUGACGUUUUCUUUGUAUUGUAGACUCUUUCAAUAAAAUCAGAUUUAAUAAAACGAGAAAAAAAAA